Messenger RNA from Asparagus officinalis (garden asparagus), 343 nucleotides. RefSeq names its product putative glutaredoxin-C14. Lineage: Eukaryota; Viridiplantae; Streptophyta; Magnoliopsida; Asparagales; Asparagaceae. The record is from RefSeq and is a predicted model, not a curated record. The transcript has a single exon. The coding region runs from base 1 to 312 and encodes 103 amino acids.
AUGGAGAGAGUGAUGAGCUUGGCCUCAAAACAUGCAGUUGUGAUCUUCAGCAAAACCUCAUGCUGCAUGUGUCACACUGUUCAAAGUCUAUUCUAUGAUCUUGGUGUUAACAUUGUCAUCCAUGAGCUUGAUCAAGAGCCAAGAGGGAGAGAUAUAGAGGGAGCUCUAGUUCAGCUUUUGGGCCCCAACACAGCAAUCCCAACAGUGUUCAUCGGAGGGAUGCUGAUCGGAUCCACUGAAAGGAUCAUGUCACUUCACCUUGGAGGAGAUCUCAUCCCUUUGCUUCGCAGUGCAGGGGCUAUCUGGCUCUAAUUAUCAGUCUGCAUCCCGAUACGACGACAGA